AUGAACCCCAAAGACAACACUAUUGUGGUAUUUGCCCCCGGAGCCUGGAGCGCGGGCAGUGCCUACGAUGAAUUCCGCGAGUUAUUGACCCGGAGAGGAAUUGCGUCUUUCGCCAUGGAUCAUCUCACCAACGGGGCCGAGCCUCCUAACAAACGACUGAGUGAUGACCAGGAACGCCUUCGUCGGAUAGUCAGCACAUACGCAGAUGAAGGGAAGCAAAUCGUGCUGGUUGGUCAUUCUUACGGCGGCAUGGUCAUCACGGCUGCGUCCUCGGGACUGGGCCUCGAGGAACGAGCAAAAGCGGGUCAACCCGGCGGCAUAAAGGUCUUAGUCUUCAUGGCUGCCUUCGUUACUCCGAAGGGGAAAUGUCUCAAGGAUAUGAUUGGGGGACAACUUUGGCCUUGGAUGCUGGUUGAUGGUGAUUACGUGCGCCUUGAUCCAAAUGUGGACCUUGUACAAGACGUGCCCGAGGAGACAAAAGCUAAGAAAGCGAAGCACGCUCUUCCUCAUAUCUGUCUUCGCGCGUUUCUCGACCGGGCCACUGAGGAGCCGUGGCAUACUAUUCCGAGCGCUUACAUUGCCUGUGAUGAGGAUAUAGCGCUUCCGGCUGCGAUCCAGGACAACAUGAUCGAGCUACUACCGAACCCGCGAGUGUUCCGCCUGCCCAGUGGCCAUAGCCCGUUCCUUAGUUUGCCGAACGAGACUGCUGAUAUCUUGGAGCUUCUUUGUAAAUAA
Messenger RNA from Penicillium olsonii, 735 nucleotides. NCBI's taxonomy places the organism in Eukaryota, Fungi, Ascomycota, Eurotiomycetes, Eurotiales, Aspergillaceae. The record is from the annotation of a GenBank genome assembly.